Molecule: messenger RNA, 1079 nt
Organism: Brassica oleracea var. oleracea
Lineage: Eukaryota; Viridiplantae; Streptophyta; Magnoliopsida; Brassicales; Brassicaceae
Exons: 2
Coding region: 334-966 (210 amino acids)
Molecular function (GO): zinc ion binding
Source: RefSeq, a predicted model, not a curated record
UUCCCUUUUCUCUUUUUUUAUUUAUCUCUCUUUAAUCUGUCACUAUUUCUUUUUGUUAUAUAUAACAGUUGAUUCUUGAUCCAAGAACAAUAUCUUCUUCCUUCAUAACAUAGUGACAUCAUCACUCUGUUCUCAAGCUUGUUCCUGGUCCACCACCACCAUCACUUACUCCUCUUUCAAAUUCGUUACACACUUUCUCACAAAUUAAAUCAUUUUAAAAGUUUUUAAGUUGGAGAAAAUCACCAAAUCCACCUAAACCCAUUUCUUUAAAUCAUUUCAUUUCUAUUACCGUGGCAUUAAAGAAAAAACCACAUAAUCUUCCAGCUCAGUAUAAUGACAGAGAUCGAUUUAGAACAAGGAGCGGCGUACGGUUAUCACCGCCGCUCGUUCGGUGGAAGUGACGUCAGCGUAUAUUAUUCAGACGGGGAGGACAUGACGUCAUGUUACUCAUACUUCUAUUCGACCACGGGAGUAGGACCGUACGAAUACGAAGGAGGAGAGUCGAGGAAAGUGUCGUCCGUGAUGAGUUCCUCGGAGAUGGAUGAUGAUGGGGGUGAUGAUGCGACGGCGCUGCCGGAGAAAGACUGUAGGAUAUGUCAUUUAGGGGUGGCGGAAACGAGCGGUGGAGGUGCGAUGGAGUUAGGGUGUUCGUGUAAGGAAGAUUUGGCUAUUGCUCAUAGACAAUGUGCCGAAACUUGGUUCAAGAUCAAAGGCGACAAAAUCUGCGAGAUUUGUCAAUCGGUAGCGAAAAACGUGGGCGGUGCAAACGAGAUGGUUACGUCAACAGUGGACGAAAGAGAGGUGAGAAACGGUGGAGGCGGUGAGGAGACUGCGGCCGUAGCAGCAGCAAUGGCGAUAGAGAACAGGUGGCAGCCACAGAGAGUGGUGAAUAUAGUGUUAGCUUGUAUGGUCUUUGGCUUCGUCGUGUCAUGGCUCUUCCACUUCCAUGUUUCAUCUUCUUCUUGAAACUUUUACAUACGCUCUUUCUUUGCAUUCAAACAACAUAUUUUUACCAUAUAUCAAAAGAGUUUUUGAUUCUUUGUAUAUAUGUAAACAAACAAAAACUAUUUACUCUUUGC